This is a messenger RNA of Rubroshorea leprosula, 1292 nucleotides long. The record is from the annotation of a GenBank genome assembly. NCBI's taxonomy places the organism in Eukaryota, Viridiplantae, Streptophyta, Magnoliopsida, Malvales, Dipterocarpaceae.
GUCGAUUUUCUCUUCUUUUUGGCUUAGGGCAAGCCUUUGCAAGGGGAGACGGAGAAAAAUGAUUGACGAGUGUUUGGGACCUCAGAGAUCUAGAAAGGUCCAGAGAGCUCUCCGUCAUUUGAAGGUCAUGAUCCUGUGUCUUGUCCUCACCGUCGUCGUCCUCCGCGGCACCAUUGGCACUGGCAAGUUCGGUACCCCAAAUCAAGACUUGAACGAGAUCCGUGACCAUUUUAACUUUCGCAGGCGCACCGAGCUACAUCGCAUUCUUGAGGAGAUGAUGGCAGCUACCGGUGCCGGAGAUUCACUCACUGAAAAUCCCAUAACCUAUGACAGAUUCCAAGAGCUCAAGGCCUUUGACGAAUCAAAAGCCGGGGUCAAGGGCCUCGUUGAUGACGGAAUCACCAACAUUCCCCUGAUUUUCCGCCGGCCGAUGGAGGAGAUCGCCUACGGCGAUUGGAAUUCCGCUGAACUGACUCAAACCCAGUUAAUAACUCUGGUCGUUGAUCUUGGAGACAUCGAACAGAAGCAUGAUAACGUGGUCGCAAGGGUGAGACAAGCAGCAGAGGAAGUGGGGUUUUUCCAGGUGAUGAACCAAGGGGUUCCGUUCAAGGUUUUGGAGGAGAUGUUGGCGGCGGCACGUGGUUUCCAUGAGCUGCCGAGGGAGGUGAAGGAGGGGUAUUACACGAGGGGAUUGACGUGGAAGGUGAAGUUUGGGAGUAAUUUCGAUCUGUACCAGUCCAAGUAUGCUAAUUGGAGGGACAUUUUAAUCUUGUCUGCAAAGAAAAUGUCAGGCACCGGAGAAUUGCCGCCUGAACCUUUACCAGAUUAUGACAGGACCAAAGAGUUGAAGGCUUUUGAUGACACAAAAGCAGGUGUUAAAGGACUAGUUGAUGCUGGGAUUGUUAGCAUCCCCAGGAUAUUCAUCCGACCGCCUGAGGAGCUUGCUGAGGAACUAAAUUCAUGCCAUGGAGACAUCCAAGUUCCAGUUAUAGAUCUCAGCAACAUCCAGAGCUCUGAUCGACGCAAGGAGAUUGUAGAUGAAAUAAGGGUUGCAUCAGCAGAAUGGGGCUUUUUCCAGGUAAUAAAUCAUGAGAUCCCUUUAAGUGUGUUAGAUGAGGUGAUUGAUGGGACACGCAGAUGAAAGUCUAAUAAUGGUGCUUUUGAACUUUAUGGAUUAUUUCAAGUUUCAGUAAUGCUAUGUUAUGUUGGUGUUGUCCUUAUUAUUACUUUCCGGAUUCUGCAAGAACAUAAAAAUUGGCAGAAAGUGUUCUUAAUUAAGGAAAUAUUGUAUU